CAUGGCCGUAACGCGGAGGCUCUAGGACCCCGAGGACGAAGCGCUGCUUUCCACCUUUAAAGAUGGCGGAAUCCGAUGCUUCUAUUUCCAGCUCUUCGGACAUUUUUUACAAUGAAUUACUCAGCCCCUCCGAGCUGUUCGCCGCGCGCUCCCGGAGUCACAAAAUACCGGCGCGCGGCCAGAAGGAGUUCCUGCCGGACGGGUCCGCGCGCCAGCGCGAGAGGCUGCAGCAUAGCCUGGAGGAGCAUUGGAGCCUCAUCUCUGAGGAGCGCGUGGAGAGGCUAGGAACCCUGGUCAAGGGUGAAUGGAUUCCCAGCAAGAAUGUGGUGGUGCUGAAGUCACCAGCGGGGAAGUUUUGGCAAACAAUGGGAUUCUCCGAACACGGGAAGCAGCUUCUCCUCCCUGAAGAGGCCCUUUACCUCAUGGAAUGUGGCAGCGUCCAGGUGUUCCUCCACGAUCUGCCUCUGUCCGUACAGGAAGGGUACGAAAUGUUUCUCUCCAAAGACACUGUGAAUUUGCUGCAAUACCAGGUGAGACUGGCACCUCAGAGCAACAUGCAGUGCAGAUGUACUCUUCCACUUAGCGGGUUCAUGCAGUGCAAGUCUGUCUCUUCCCUGAAGGUGUUUAGUCAUCUGAAAAGGCUGGGCUAUGUGGUGAGCAGAUUCGACCGCAGUAGCGUCCCAUCUCACUAUGCGAGACGGCUGAACCUUCCCCCGGAGCAAGAUGGCCAUGGAAGGCAGCUCAAACGGAAACGCAGCCCUCCGCCCCGGCUGCCUGAUGGACAGGGAGGAGUUGCGGGGGAAUCCCCAGAGAUGCGUGGCGGUGAGCCCAAGAGCCAGAGGGUCGAUCCAGAGGACGGGGCAGCGGGCUUAUCCAAGCCAGAGGCAGAAAGGAUGGUGGAAGACGUCCCCGACGUAAUCCCCAGCGGGGUCCCCGAGAGGACAUGGUGGGUGGAGGGGGGUGCAGAUCUCCCGCAGAGCCCAACGCGACCCCGACACCACGGCUGGGACUGGGAAACCAUCACGUUCCCCGACCUGGGUGCCCGCAGAUGCCAGCCUGCCUUGGCUGCCCCUGACCCAUCCCUGCUGCCCGGGGGGCUCUCAGUGGGCGUCUGCGCCGUGGAGCCCUGGCUGCGGAGGCUGAACCUGCGGCCAGAGCGCCUGUCACGACGGGAAAGAGAGCGGGAGAGAAGCCGGUACCGCCGCGACGUCAAUGACGACAGGGAGGUGCGGCACUGCCUGAGCUGGGCGGAGUACCACGAGCUGCUGAGGAGGAGGCGGGGCCGCCGCGAUAGGCCGGAACAUCUGUGGGAGGGAAAGGUCACGCCCCUUCUCCAGCCAGGACAGCACACCACAGCAGGGGACGUCCUGGAUAAGAUUGGCAUCGUCGGAGCCUCCCGCCUGCUGGAUGGUGCAGCCGGUUUAGACGACCCUGAUGGGUGGAAGAUCAGCUUCGAUGUCUUUCAGCCUGACACUGUGGCAGAGUUUAAGAAGUCGAACCCGGGGAGGCCUUACUCCCGUCUGUGUGUGUGCAGUUUUGAAGGCCCUGUGCCUGACCUGCGGGUGCUGAAACAGCUGGCUUUCCAGAGUGGGGAUGUGCCGGUGACGUUUGCAGUGGUGGACCAUGGAGACAUCUCCUUUUACUGCUUCAAGGACUUCCAGCUGCCAACUGAUACCUCACACUGACACUUUGCCAUCGAUUGCCAGUCAGCCCCAAUGAGAGUUAGGUGCUUAGAUCACCAUUUAAGGAACAUUUGCCAAAGUGACCUGGAAUGCUUGGCUUUCCUUGAGAAAGCGGAUCUUUACAAAAAAAUUGAGAAAUAUCAGGGGAUGACCUACAUCUAAUAGCUUUUUAAAAAAAAAUAAAAAAUCUCUGCACUACAUGAACAUGAUGUGGUUUGAGCGGGAUGGAGAGUAACAAAGGGGCUCGGCUUCAUUCUGCAGCUUUCUCUGGAUGCUCUCACAUUGUUUGUUGUAUUCCUAACGUCAAUAAUCUAGUUCCUCAAAAGCUAAUCAUCGCUGACGGUUACCUUUAUUAUUUUAUUAUCAUUUUGUAAAUUUUAUUCUUUUGAAUUGGGAUAAACUGGGUUAGUUUCUUUGUCAACUGGACAUUGGGUAAUAAAUCAGUAUUUUUUUUUAUUUGCUUGAGAGGCAUUGAUAAAGUAUUUCCUGUUAUUUUGUAGAUUGACUAAACUGCGGGAUUGAAAUUGUAAUUUUACAACCAUGUGCAACGUUAGAUAAAUCAAAAAAAGUAUUGAAAUGCGAUAUAAAA
Molecule: messenger RNA, 2271 nt
Organism: Brienomyrus brachyistius
Lineage: Eukaryota; Metazoa; Chordata; Actinopteri; Osteoglossiformes; Mormyridae
Gene: tsen54
Product: TSEN54 tRNA splicing endonuclease subunit
Exons: 10
Coding region: 63-1685 (540 amino acids)
Biological process (GO): tRNA-type intron splice site recognition and cleavage
Cellular component (GO): tRNA-intron endonuclease complex
Source: RefSeq, a predicted model, not a curated record